Molecule: messenger RNA, 810 nt
Organism: Schistocerca americana (American grasshopper)
Lineage: Eukaryota; Metazoa; Arthropoda; Insecta; Orthoptera; Acrididae
Product: glycine-rich cell wall structural protein 1.8-like
Exons: 2
Coding region: 7-810 (267 amino acids)
Source: RefSeq, a predicted model, not a curated record
ACAGCCAUGAGGUCCAUCGUGCUGCUCCUGGCCACCGUCGCCGCCGUGCAUGCUGGAGCACUGGAUAAAGCAGAUCAUGAGGGUGUCAGCAUUUCAAAGCGACACGCCCUCUACGGCUUGGGGCUGACUGAUUCUGCCGCGCAGGCACAGGCCCAGGCACAGGCCGCUGGGCUCGGGGGUGGAUACUAUGGUGGGGGUGGAGCUGCACUGAGCCAGGCACAGGCACAGGCGCAGGCUGCUGGGCUGGGCGGCGGCUACCACGGCAUCUGGAAGCGACACGCCCUCUACGGCUUGGGGUUGGGUGAGUCUGCUGCCCAGGCACAGGCCCAGGCACAGGCCGCUGGGAUCGGGGGUGGAUACUAUGGUGGGGGUGGAGCUGCACUGAGCCAGGCACAGGCACAGGCGCAGGCUGCUGGGCUGGGCGGCGGCUACCACGGCAUCUGGAAGCGACACGCCCUCUACGGCUUGGGGUUGGGUGAGUCUGCUGCCCAGGCACAGGCCCAGGCACAGGCCGCUGGGCUCGGGGGUGGAUACUACGGUGGGGGUGGAGCUGCACUGAGCCAGGCACAGGCACAAGCGCAGGCUGCUGGGUUGGGUGGUGGCUACCAUGGCAUCUGGAAGAGACACGCCCUCUAUGGCUUGGGGUUGGGUGAGUCUGCUGCCCAGGCACAGGCCCAGGCACAGGCUGCCGGGCUCGGGGGUGGAUACUACGGUGGGGGCGGAGCUGCACUCAGCCAGGCACAAGCACAAGCGCAGGCUGCUGGGCUGGGUGGUGGCUACCACGGCAUCUGGAAGCGACAUGCCCCCUAA